Messenger RNA from Drosophila grimshawi, 2843 nucleotides. RefSeq lists its product as uncharacterized. The transcript is spliced from 2 exons. The record is from RefSeq and is a predicted model, not a curated record. Bases 110 to 2599 code for a protein of 829 amino acids. Lineage: Eukaryota; Metazoa; Arthropoda; Insecta; Diptera; Drosophilidae.
CUGCUUAAAUGUUAACUUAAUCAAAUCCAAAAAAACGAGCUCGAAAACCAGUAGCUAUGUGGAUGAUACAAGUGAACAGCAAGUUUUUGUGCCAACCAUCAAAGCUAAAAUGCUGCACACGGAAUCUUUGCCCGCACAUCAAGGGAUCUACACGCCGCUAAGUCAGGCAAUGAGCGAUUCCGAGUCCGAUGAGGAGAUUGAGAUACACAACGCUAGCAAGCAUCAGCGACAGCGACAGCUAAAAACACAACAGCAACAGCAGCACACACAGCAGCAACAGUUGCAACUGCAACAGCAGCAGCAACAGCAAAAUCAACGCAUCCGAAAUCCACCAAAUACUUUAGCUUUAAAAUCGCCACACACUCGGCCAACGGCCACACGCAUUGUGGGCGGCUCUCAGCUGAAGCAGCAAUCAAAUAAAGUCAAAUUGGAAAAUAGCAACAACGGCAACAGCAACAACAGCAGCAGCAGCUACACCAACAACAUGCAAAACACAUUUCGAUCCGUGAUGCUUAGCGAUUUGGGCGGCGGCGGCGGAGGAUCAGCAGGCGCCAGCGCAGGCGUUGAGUUCUCCAAUUUUAAUGGUGACUACGAUGUGAGUGCGGAUAAUGUUGCCAUCCUCGGCAGCCACACGGAUGAGGCGAAGCGUUUGCCCAUGUCAACUAGGAGACGUUGUUGUUUCAUUGCCUCCUUGUUGCUGUGUCUGUUUGCAGUUGUGGGCUUCGUUUGGAUUGUGCCCUGUGGCAAUGCAGAUGGCACUGGUGCCUGUCCGGCGCCCGUCGAUCGCAUCAAGACACACAACUGGCUGAAUAACUAUACCAGAUGUGAGCUGAGGGGUGGCGUCAAUGUUGUUGCUGGCUUGCGGGCGUGGGAGAAUAAUUUGAUAUUCCUUUAUCGUGGCGAUGUCUUCUAUCCGGAAUUCCGACCCGACGAGCACAAGCGGAAUGGCAUCAUCUCGCUGAUCGGCAGCUCGGGAGUCGUCGCGUGGUAUGAUGCGACUGUGGACGAGCCGGUGGCCAUUGAUUGUACGCUGCUCGAUGUGGAUAGCAAUGGCAAGCCCGAUUGUCUGGUCAUCGAUGAGUACGGCGAACUGGGCGCCAUCAAUUCGGCAAGUGGUCAGUGGCAUUGGCGCUUCAUGGAUCGGGCGGCCCACAAACUGGACGUCUAUGAUUUUCCCUUGAUACUGCCCGAUAUCGAUGACGACGGCGUGCUGGAUAUAUUGCUGAUAUCGUGCAUAACGUUGGAGCAGCGCACCAAGACUUUUGUGCAGCAGGAACAGCAGCCGGGCUCGGCGGCAGCAGCAGCGCUCGAGGCACGCAACGUGCUCCGCCUGCUCUCCGGCAGGGAGGGUAAACCAAUUGGAGAGGGCUUUCGCAUUCAUGACUGUCAGAAAUUGUCCAAGCUACAGCUGGACACAGCAGCGGGAUCUGGCGCCGCUUCAGCGGGCACAUUGAGCAUCAGUUACAGCUGCUGGCGCAACAGCACGGAGCUGCAACGCUCGAAGACGCUGGCGGAGCUCUAUGCUCUGAUUACGAACAAAUCGAUUGUGGGUCGCCGACUGUUGCCCGCCUCGAAGAUCGCCCAACAUCGUCGCUAUGGGCAGCGCAAGGAUAUGGAUGCACAGCGCAAUGUGUAUUUGCUGAGUGGACGUGAGCUGAUCGUGGAGAAUCGUGGCAAGUGCCCGGAUUGCAAUGUGACGUUGAAGUUGAGUGAAACUCACGACGGACGUCGGACCACGUUGCGCAAUUUCACUAAUAGUGGCAUGUACGGCAUGGUGCCGGCUCAGUGGCACUUUAAGAACACCAAAUCAAAGAUGUCUGGGUUUGUCAUCAAGUUCUGGAAGUGGCACGAUGAGGCAGGCAAGCAGGAGCAACCACACUCGAAGGCAAGCAGUGGCAGCAGCAGCAAAAACAACAACAACAGCGUGGACAAGAGCCACAAUUACACAAACAGCAGCAGCAGCAGCUCCUCUUCCACCUCCUCCAAGAACAUCAUACGGGACAAGGACAAAAGUAAGGACAAGUCAUACUCCAAGGCGCAGCAGCAGCAGCAGAAGAAGCAGCAGCAACAACAGCAACAGCAAUCACAACGCUUGAAGCGCUCUGAUGCAGUGCAUCAUCAUGAAUUUCCCGCGGCACGCUUGGAAUUCGAUGCCUUUGACCAUCUAUUGCAUAAACGUGACGCCUCAUUCCAUGUGCCCAAUCACGGCAAGAAUCAGACAGCCAAACCGGGCGCCCAAAUGAAGAACUACAAGAUGCAAAUGAUAACGGAGACGGUGAUAUUGGUGUUAUUCAUUGGCGCUGAUACGCGGAUCGAGAACACCUCGCAGAGCAACAUUGUUCAGUUCUGUCGCAGUGAUCACAACAACGAGAACAGCGAGGAGAUGAUCUGUCAACCGGAUCUGACCAAUCAGGAGAACUCCAUGCUGAUAGCCGAUCUCGAUCAGGAUGGCAGCCAAGAGUUGGUCUCCUACAUGUCCACAUUCGUGCAGGACAACGUCGAUGAUCCAGCCAGCGAUUGGAAACUAGUCAGCUAUGUCCGACUGCUGCGUCUGCAGUCCGAGUUGCCCGCCUUCUACGAUCAGGAGAAGCGCAACUAGACGGCAUACUUGCCACACUUGAUGGAUGAUGGAUUAUGACAGCAUUUAAACAAGAGUACUUAGUAGUUAAAUUGCUAGUUGCAUGUAUUACGAUUACAAUUAACAAUUACGAUUGUACUAUAUAUAUAUAAAUAUAUAUAUAUAUAUUAUAAAUAGAACCCUUUUCUAGACUCCUACCUCCCUGCCUCCCCCCGUAAAAUAAAGCACUCGUGGAAAAUAGUCGCCACCAGAUGUGAACUUUAAA